AUGAAAACUGAUGGAGGAAAAAAUUUAUGUUAUGCUCUAUCAGCUGUUUGUUUUACAAGUUUAACUAUUGUAUUUAGUCCUCUUAAAGCACUUAUAGAAGAUCAAAAGGAACCUAUAAAGGCAGGCAUUCCAAGUGUUACUCUUUAUGCUAAUUUAGCAUAA
This is a messenger RNA of Funneliformis geosporum, 162 nucleotides long. NCBI's taxonomy places the organism in Eukaryota, Fungi, Glomeromycota, Glomeromycetes, Glomerales, Glomeraceae. The record is from the annotation of a GenBank genome assembly.